AAGAGACGUUCUCUGUCAUUGUCGAAAAAUCGGUCGAAUGAGGACUUGGGAGAAGUGGACGCUGGACAAACUGGAGGGAGGAGGAUGCUGAAGGAGGCGCAGUGAAGCUCGCUAGCUUGGUUGGCGUGUUCACUUGAGGAGCCACAAAUUAGCCAAACUGACAACUCCGUGCAUGGCUACGUGAAGAAGAAAAAAACACCCGCCCGCAACUUAAACGAACGUCGUUAAUAGCCGACUCGACGUAAUAAGCGCUAAAGCUAACAUGAGCGAUGUGAGUGAGGAGUCGCUGCUGGACUACUUCUACGCCACUGCGGGCAGCUCGGGCAAAGUGAAAAAUGCAGACAUACUGAAGACUUUUAAGCCUUUUAUUGGCCACAGUGACGCGCAAUUGCGUGCUAAAUACAGAGAAGAAUUCAAGCUCAUUAUUGACAGAAUUGCUGUCGUCAAGUCAGAAAACGGUGAGAAGUAUCUUUUCCUCAAGAAGAAAUACAGACAGCUGCUGCAAGCGCGAGACAAAGACAAAACUCGCACACCCGAUGUGGACAACACGGUGCUUGCUAAAGCACAGGGGGAUGUCACUGAUUCUUUCGCUUCUGCCUCACAACAGAGGGAAUGUCAGGAUGAGCUGAUCACAUGCAGCGAACCAGAUAGUGUUCCGGAGUGGGAGUCUGAGCAGGACGAGGAGUCAACUGGUAGUAUGGGUUCAGCUGCAGUUGCACUGGAUCCUCUAGAAAAGGAGUGGAUCUACUUUGCAGCUGGUGCUAGAGUUCUUGACCUCAGUCAGCUGCUUCGACAGGACCCAUCGCUUGCCAACAAGAAGGACUUUACAUCUUUUACGGCUCUGCACUGGGCUGCCAAACACGGCAAUGAGGACAUGGCAAAUUUGAUAGCAAAUGCCGGUGCUGAUGUCAACACCAAAUCGCAUGUGAGUAUCCUGUGGUACGUUUGGCAAGAGUGCGGGUGCUCGGCUAAUAAAUCAUCACAUCAUGUCAUGUUAAUUGUCUCCCAUAACAAGUUUGUGUCCAGCAUGCACUGCUCUGAAACCAUGCAAUUUUCAACGAAUUACCUGGCAAUUAUGUUUUUAUCAUUAUAUUGUGUUUCCACAAGUUUUUCUAAUUUGUAUUUUCUUUCCACGCUCUUUGCGUUGGCCGCCCGGGGCGCUGGGAAACUCCAGGGGGGAUAUACGCCUUUACACAUCGCAGCACUGCAUGGCCAUCAGAACAUUCUUCAUCUGCUCGUAGGGACUUAUGGUGCAAAAGACAAUUUGAGGGAUUACAGCGGGCGUCUUCCAUUGCAUUACCUCAACCCCAAAGAAGCAGAAGGCCCACUGGAGGAAGACAGCGAUUUACCAGAAUUUCAAGUGUCUCAGGCUAGAGAGCGGAACAGAAACAGGAAGUUGGCGUCGCUCUUCCAAUCCAAAAAGAAGUGGGGCUCAGCCGAGGACCUGGCACCUAUCGAGGAAGAGAGGACACCGUCGCAUCAGCUCGCCCUUCCCGCCUUCAGACCCAGGAAGUUCUCUCGUUGAGGGAUGACGAACCCUCAGGAGCGUUUUGCAAGUUAAAUUCAGCUAUUACACUUUAUCAUUGCUUUCUAUAUUUUAUGGCCAUACCAGUAUUUACACUCCAAAGAAUGUUGGUUUAUGUUACUUAUCGAACUUAAUUGCCUUCUAGCUCAGGAUCAUUUUCAAGUUUAAGAUUGCCAUUGUGUUUCAUUUACACUUUAAUCCCCAAAAAACAAAAGUAGCUUUUAUUGGGAAAGCUAAAUAACUACCUAAACGGAAUGCUUUACUAUUUACUUUAAUCCCAAUUACCACUUCUUACUGGCUCAUACUUGCACAGGCAAGAAUUAAGUUAGCUUUAAAUCUUGUGAGCUAGAAAAAAAAACAACAUUGUAUUUUAUUAUGUUUUUUUUUUUUUUUUUUAAAACUUUUAUUCCGUUAUUAUUAUUUUUUAUUCGUGCACUUAAAUGAUAGCCAUCAUUUGCUUCAGUGAGAUGUGUUUAUCAAGGUUUUUGUAUGUUUUCCUGUUUGAAAUUCUUAAAUGACAGUGUGGCCAUCAUCAUUUCAAUUUACAUUGCUUAAUGCUUACGGUCUAUGUUUAAAUUCAAUGCUUAAAAUAUUGCUGCAAGUAGCUCAUCGGAGUAAUUAACCUGUAACCUGUCAAACCACUAUGGUAAAAUUUGUAGAGUGCGGGGAGGGUGUAAAAAAAACAACACAUUUUUCUCACCAUCCGAAAGACUGCGCCACGUUUAAUGCCAGUGAUGACUUGAGGUGUCGCUAUGCUGGCAUUUGGAGUCCACGCACAGAUUUUUAUCACAUAACUUGUUAUGGUAAUUAACGUGGUAUCUGAUAAUUAAGUGCCUUGAUUGUGUUGAGUGCUAAUUUUAACUUGCCACCGCGAGUUGGGGUGAUGCAUUGCCAAUUUGUGCUUCAAAGGGAAUUCUGUCCCUCGGCAUCAUUUUGUUUUGUAGAAAAUACCUGUUGGUAUACUUGAAUUACUUGUAUAGCAAUUACUAUGUUGUUUUAACAAUAUAGAUAAAUUGUUUGCAGUUAUUAAACUAUCGUAUGUUAAAUUCAGAUCACGUCUCAAGUGUCUUUAAAAUGGUAUCUGCUGAAGUUGGCUACCACAUCAUUUAAAAACAUAUAUACAUUUGCACCACAAACGUAAAGUUGUUAUCUCUUUUUAAAAAUCGCUGUCUACUCAUCAUUUUUUAAUUUUAAUUAAACAAAAAAUAAAUAAAAAAUAAAUUCUUGAAGCUGAUUGGAAGUGGCAAGCGUGCCGUUAGGGUUGACUUUUUUUUUUUUUUUUUUUAAACUUUAUCUUACAGUUUGUAAAUGCUUUGUGACGAAGUGACGAACGCAAUGUACCCCCGCCCCACAAAUGGAUGGAAGUAAAUCUGUAUCAUGGGAGUUUGAAUGUGAAUUUGUAAGACUGAAUUUUGUCAGCAUCGAAAUUCAGUUGCAAUAAUUUACUUGCAAAGUUUUAGUUGCAAAAUAUUCAGUCUCAAACAAUUUGUAGGAAAUAUUUCAUUUGCAGUAAUUCAGGGGCAAAAGCUGUAUUCACAAAUAUUCUGUUGCCAAAAAUUCAGUCCCAAAAAUGUAGUAACCAAAAAUUCAAUAGCAAAUAUUUUGGUCGUAAAAACGAGUCUGAAUAAUUCAGUCCCAAUAAUUCUGUAGCAAAAGUUGAGUUGUAAAAAAAUAAAUAGCAAAAAAAUAGGACCCCAAAAAUAUCAAUACUAAAAUUUCAGUCACAAAUAUUCAGUUCCAAAAAUACAGUGGCAAAUAAUUCAGUGACAAAAAUUAAUUUUCUAAAAUGAAAUUGCAAAGAAUGCAGCUGGUGAAUAUAACCACAGUAGUACCUCUACAUACAAAGUUAAUUCGUUCCAGGACCGUGUUUGUAAAUCGAAAUGGUCGUGUGUCGAGCAGGAUUUUCCCAUAACAAUACAUUAUAAUUCCACUAAAUUGUUCCACAGCCCUAAAACCUACACUAAAUCCUUAACAACUACUGCUGGUACAAUUACAAAUGGCAAUUACACAUAACAAAACAAAUAAAUUAUUAAUACAAACUGGAAUCAAAAUAAUAAUUCCUGUAAUAAUGUAACAAUUUGGGUUCUAAUGUGGCGGACGUCUUAGGCGUGCUGUACCUGAACGCAUCGCUGAAGUGACAGAGCGAGGGAGAGGUGUGGUUGAGAUGCUCUCUUUUAAUGGUUUGUUGAGCAAACCGUCAACUGCGACGCCCAGUAGGCGUGUUGUGUUGCACACGUUCUGAAAUAAAUGAUAACCUGAUGAAGCUGACUAUUUCUUUGGCGAUUUUACCUUAAUAAUAAUUGUCACCUUAACUUACAUUCCACGGCCUUAUUGUUGAGCCAGUUCACGGAUGCGCACCCGACGCUUAUAUUUUUCUAUCAUUUCCAUCUUUAUUUCAAUGGUAAGCUUUUUCCCUUGUUUCACCACCUGCACGAACCUUCUUGGAACCUGUGUUGAUUUCUCCCACAAGAAAAUCCGCCGUGCGUCCGCCUGCGGCGCUGUCAUGUCAUAUUUCGAGCAUUUCGUUGGAUGUAGAAACAAAUGGCGAGUCAAAUUUUACGUCGGAUGUCGAAAAGAUUGUGUGUCGAAGUGAUCGUAUGUGAGGUACCACUGUACUUCCAUGCGACUGAAUUUUGAUGCUGAUAAAAUUUGGUUAGAAAUUCUGAUUCAAACUCAAAUGGCACAGAUUUACAUCCAUAAAAUAUGAAAAUCAUGUCGGUUGUUGUGGCAGCACCCUGAAAAGUAGUAAGGGAGGAGUAAGUGGAUGCGAGCUAAUGCCAUGGGUAAUGUAACCAAGGAUUUUUACAGUUCUAUUUUUAAUGGUCGCUGGUUUCAGUCCCUUAGUGUGUUAGUGCUACAAAACACUAUUGUCAUAUAACAUCUGUUUUUUUUCCCAACCAUGCUGUGUUAAAAAAAAAAAAAAGAAGUGGUUGUGUGAAGGGCCCCUGAGUAACACCGCCUCCACCUUUUAACUACCUGACUUUGUGUGUCACAGAAGGAGUAAAUAUGGGCCCUGCAAACUCUCCAUACGGCUUUAGCUCUUAAUUCCUGAUUAGCUGAAAAGGACAGCACUUGCUCUCGGGAUCUUGGGAUAUCAGACGACACCGAGGGGGGACGUAAGCAAGUGUUUUUGUGCCUCAUUUUUGAAGCGCAGGGAUGUUGGCGGGGUAAAAGGGUGUUUCUGUAAUAGAUACUUAUCUUACUGCCCUCAAGCCCCUCAAACAAAGUCCCCCUUCGAAGAGAUUAUAACCCAGGGAGGCACAUUAACUCUAAUCCCAUGCUUUGAGGCCUCGCACCCCCGUACCACCCUCUGCCCCAUUUAUUCCAUCCCUUCUGUUGUUUGGGGAGAGGAGGGGCUCACCUUGUUUCUGGUGCCUGUAGGAGCAAGGUUUGUGGGUACACGACGCCUGCCUGCGUGUGUGUGUGUGUGGGACGGGGGGGUGGAGUGACUGCUGCUGUUUCUGUAGCCCGCUGACUCCAGUGAAAAGCACUGAGGGCUGCAUACUGCUGUGUAACUGAUUCCUCUCUCUGAAGAGAUUAGGAGCUACAUUGUCGCUUCGGUUGCUCAUUUCCAUGAGAGCGCAGCCUCCCGCCAGCACCCUGCUCACUUUUGUUAGUUCCACUCGGAAAACACAAGGCCCGAUGUCCCGGGCUUCCUCGUCGUCAUUGUCUCACAAAUAGGCCCCGAAUGUAGAUGUCACGUUACAGAUGCCCAAUAACCUCAUUAAAAGCCGAAGAGGACACAUUUGCAUGAACUUCACUUUGGGCACUUUGAUGGAACCUCUAAGCCAGGGGUGUCCAAACUUUUUGCAAAGGGGGCCAGAUUUGGUGUGGUAAAAAUGUGGGGGGGCCGACCUUGGCUGACGUCCUUUACGUAGAACAAUAUAUUUAAGCAAAUUUUAGCAAGCCAUUCUGUGUGUCACAUUUACUUUAUAAUUUUUUUGAAAUUAAUAAUUUCAACAAUCUCGUAA
Molecule: messenger RNA, 5496 nt
Organism: Corythoichthys intestinalis (scribbled pipefish)
Lineage: Eukaryota; Metazoa; Chordata; Actinopteri; Syngnathiformes; Syngnathidae
Product: ankyrin repeat domain-containing protein SOWAHC
Exons: 13
Coding region: 263-1525 (420 amino acids)
Molecular function (GO): protein binding
Source: RefSeq, a predicted model, not a curated record